AUGUCCAAGCGCUCUUUAACUUUAUCGAAGCUGCCCGUGACGAUUCUCACGGGCUUCCUUGGAAGUGGGAAAACGACGCUGUUGAAUCACUUACUAACCGAAAACCACGGGAAAAGGUUCGCAAUCAUCGAGAAUGAGUUCGGUGAAGUGGGCGUGGACGACCAGCUUAUUUGCCAAGUCACGACUCCAGACGACAUCGGUGGAGGCGACUCCAGAAGCCGAAAGUUCAAUAUGGGUGAGGAGAUUCUGACUAUGAACAACGGCUGCAUCUGCUGUUCCGUACGAGGCGAUCUCGUUCGACUCAUUGCACAGAUCCUCAAGCGCAAUGGGGACCGUAGCCAGCUGGAUGGGAUUAUCAUCGAGACCACCGGGAUGGCCGACCCUGGUCCCGUUGUGCAGACGUUCUUUGCUGAACCAUUGGUGGCGGCGACGUGCGAGCUUGACGGAAUCAUCACAGUUGUCGACGCGAAGCACAUUUUGCAGCAUCUCCGUCCUGGAAACGGGGUGGAAUACGAGUGCGAAGAGCAGAUUGCUUUUGCAGAUCGCGUCCUGCUGAACAAGACGGACCUGGUGAGUUCGACCGAGCUCAAGGAGGUUCAUUAUCGCAUUCGCGACAUCAACAGCGCCGUGUCUGUCAUUAAGUGCCAACACUGUCGGGUAGAUCCCGCUCUGCUUCUCAACGUCAAGACUUUCGAUCUCGACUCCAUUCUGAAGAGACAACCCGACUUCCUUAAGGUCAAAGAAACCACCCACGCUCAUGGAGAUGACACUGACCAUGAGCACAAGCACGGCCAUGAACAAAACGUAGAGCUGCAUCACAGUGGAAACAAACGCAAGCACUCACUGGUGACCUCGGUGGGCCUCAGUCUUCCCGACCCGAUCCUUGUGGCGCUGUUGGAAGAUUGGAUCGACGAUAUCCUGGAUACGGAAGGUGACGAUCUGCUUCGUUAUAAGGGCGUGGUGAACGUCGCCGGUAUCGAUAAGAAGUACGUUUUUCAGGGCGUACACACGCUGUUCAACGGUCGGUUCGCUGACAAUUGGGCUCCAGGCGAGAAGCGCGAGACGCGGUUCGUUUUCAUUGGUAAAAACCUCGACCGCCAAGCGCUGACUGAAGGUUUCCUGGCAUGUCGAGCUACAACAGACCUUCGGUUCCGAGUAGGAGACCGGGUCAUGGCAAACACUGGCGAUCAAGGUUUCCAGGCUGGUACCAUUGUACAGCUCUGGGAACAGGGCAACCCGUACGCAAUUCAGCUCGACUGCGGCCGGAAAAUAUGGGCUCCAGUGGAUGAGAUUGGGCUUGUACGAGCGCUGGGGGAGGCUCAACAGGAGAAGACUAGACAGCCUCUCACAAUGAUCCAAAUACUGGCAUAA
Molecule: messenger RNA, 1371 nt
Organism: Phytophthora infestans T30-4
Lineage: Eukaryota; Oomycota; Peronosporomycetes; Peronosporales; Peronosporaceae
Product: cobalamin synthesis protein, putative
Exons: 1
Coding region: 1-1371 (456 amino acids)
Cellular component (GO): cytoplasm
Source: RefSeq, a predicted model, not a curated record